Molecule: messenger RNA, 4280 nt
Organism: Sinocyclocheilus anshuiensis
Lineage: Eukaryota; Metazoa; Chordata; Actinopteri; Cypriniformes; Cyprinidae
Gene: mdga1
Product: MAM domain containing glycosylphosphatidylinositol anchor 1
Exons: 18
Coding region: 349-3090 (913 amino acids)
Biological process (GO): synapse organization; homophilic cell-cell adhesion
Cellular component (GO): neuronal cell body; axon; plasma membrane
Molecular function (GO): protein binding; axon guidance receptor activity
Source: RefSeq, a predicted model, not a curated record
ACACAUCUGAUAGAAGAACAUCACAGGACAAGAGUUGCAAUCAGUCACUUACAGAGCUCGCAUCGCAUCGGACUGCUGCUUUCCACGAUUUCGCCCUUGGAUGUGUGGAUGCGUGCCGCCUUCAAGAGUUUCACAUCAGUUGAAGUUGCCUGGAAGAAUGUGUUGGAAUUUUGUCUCCAUUUUCUGGACGGAGAGACAUCGGUGCGCUCCUGCUGAACACGCAACAAACUAAACACCUGGAACUCUGUUCUGCUGAAAGUCGUUCUUUGCUAAGGGAAUUAUUUAGAAAGGCAGCGAUCUACAGGCUGAACCCCCAUAGAGAAAGGUAAUGAGGGAUCGCACCUGAAGAUGGAGCUUUUCUGGAUUUUAUUAUUUUCUGUAUUCCAUCGCUACGUGCAAACGCAAGGAGUUUACGCUCCUGCGAAUGCUCAGAUUGUGCAUUCUGGGCAGACAUGUGUGGUGAAGGAGGACAACAUCAGUGAAAGGAUCUACACCAUCAGAGAGGGGGACACGUUAGUUCUGCAGUGUCUGGUCAAAGGACACCCGCGGCCUCAGGUGCGGUGGACCAAGACAGCAGGCAGCGCUUCCGACAAGUUCCAGGAGACGUCCAUCUUCAAUGAGACUCUACGGAUCCCCAACAUCCAGAGAGUGCAGGGCGGCCGCUACUACUGCAAAGCUGAGAACGGGGUGGGGGUGGCUGCCAUCAAGUCCAUUCGCGUAGAUGUGCAGUAUCUGGAUAAGCCUGUGCUCACGGUGCACCAGACGGUGGGUGAUGUACGAGGGAACUACUAUCAGGAGAAAACAGUGUUUUUACGCUGUACGGUAAACUCCAACCCUCCCGCUCGCUUUAUCUGGAAACGAGGAAAUAAACCAAUCGAACAGAGCAAAGACAAUGGCGUGGACAUCUACGAGCCUCUGUAUACACAGGGUGAGACAAAGGUGCUGAAACUGAAAAACCUCCGUCCACAGGACUUUGCUAAUUACACCUGUCAGGUGUCCGUCCGGAACGUUUGUGAUAUUCCAGACAGCUCUGUCACCUUUCGCCUUACCAACACCACCACCCCCCCUGCUCUAAAGCUGUCUGUGAAUGAGACGUAUGUGGUGGACCCAGGCCAAGACGUCACGCUGUCGUGUGAGGUAACAGCGGGCUUCCCCACACCUAGGGUCACCUGGUCGCGGUACCCUGGGUCCCUCCCUCAGCGCUCCGUGAUCCAAGGCGGGUCCCUCACUCUCCAGUCCGUCACUCCCGCUGAUGCCGGCGUCUACAACUGCACAGCCGUCAACAAUGUGGGAAACCCUGCGAGAAGAACCGCCAACCUCAUUGUGAGAACCAUGAAGAACUUAACAUUCCAGAUCACGCCGGAUUCCAACAAAGACAGUGAGAGCAUACAGAUGGGUCGAGACCUCAAACUUUCCUGCCACGUUGACGCCCAGCCUCAGGACAUGGUGAACUACACCUGGUACAAGAACGGAGCGCUCAUCUACCCCACCGACAGCCUCAUUGUGCUGCGCAGUGACCCAGAUCUGUCUGUCUUCGUUCCUCCUGUUCUGAGUGUGCCAGUCGGAGGGGGUGUGGUCAAUGUCAGUGAGGGCGGUACCGCAGAGCUUGUGUGUUUGGUCGAUGGUAAGCCCCGCCCACCUGUUCUGUGGUCUCGUGCAAACAAGGACCUGCCCAUGCCAUCGGGGGAUUGGGUGGUGGAAACACGUGAUGGACGUUUGCGUUUGACCAAUGUGACGCGGGACAUGAUGGGAGCAUACCGUUGUCAAACCGCUCCUUACAACGGCCUAAACAUCAAACGCCGACAGGGUCAGGUGCAGCUCAACGUGGAGUACCCUCCUGUUGUGGAUCCAGUCCUGCUGGAUGUCCGUUCUCAAACGCUUUCGACAGUCAAUCUCCGAUGCCUGGUUCUCAAGUCCAAUCCAAACCGGAUAGCCAGCGCCCGCUGGUACCGUAAUGGGAUGCCCAUCCGAACUCCACCGGUGGACCCUCAAAGUGUCCCUCAGCUCCGGUUCAAACUAGACACCACUAAUAAUGGCACUUACGAGUGCAGAUUGAGCAAUGGAGUCGGUACCUCAACCUGCACCUUCAUUGUUUCUGCUCAGCCGUAUAAUGCAGAGUUUUACUACGACACUCCAAACCCCAUUCGCACCCUGAAGAACAAUUAUUCCUACAUCUUACAGUGGACACAGAAAGAGCCCGACGCUGUGGACAAAAUCAUCGGUUACUGGAUCAAUGUCCAACAGAACCGACAGACAGUUUUGUCCAAACAGACCACCACUAAAGAGCCAGUGAAAGGUGUGCUCAUGUCCUACACGCUGAUGGACUUGCGUAUUCCCCUGUCGUAUGAGGUCAGCCUCACUCCCAUAACCAGCUACGGCACUGGAAACACGGUCACGCGCACCAUCCAGUACUCAGAGCCCUACACUUACCCAAGACCUUCAGAUCACGUGUGUGGGUUUGAGGACAUUAGGAUAUGUGGGUUCACUCAAGACCGCAGAGAUGUGUUUGACUGGACCAGACAGAACCAUCUCACACAGAACCCCAAACGGUCGGUUAAUACAGGGCCGGAUACGGACAGGAGUGGGACAAAAGAAGGUUACUACAUGUACAUUGAGACGUCGCGGCCGCGCCAGGAUGGGGAUAGAGCUCGUCUCCUCUCUCCAUUGUAUAAUGUUACAGCAGCCCGAGGACCAACGGGGACCACCAGAACCCCCUACUGUGUCUCCUUCUACUACCACAUGAACGGAAAACAUAUGGGUACACUCAAUGUUCUCACGAGGGUGAAGAGCAUCGCCACUGUGGAUUCUGCCGUCUGGUCUCUCUCCGGACACCAGGGGCCCGAAUGGAGGAAGGCGGAUGCUGAGAUCUAUCCGAGCGGACCCUUCCAGGUGGUGUUCGAAGGUAUCCGUGGAAACGGCUUUGAGGGAGACAUCGCUAUCGAUGACGUUUCUGUUACCAAGGGGAAAUGCAAACAAAAGGAGAGCGUGGACAAAACAGCAGUUCUGUCUGGGACACACCAGAGUCUUCACCUUCUUCCUGUGAUCGUCCAGCUGCUCUGCACCAUCUUUCUGACAUUCCUCCUCAGAUGAUACAGAUACCCUUCAGCACACACACCGCCAGUGUAGGACGCCCCCACGGCAGCAAUAAGAACUGCCCCAAAACAUGACCACCCUUCCUGCUACUGCCUCCUCCAUUUCCUCCUGUUUCUCAUGCCCUUUGUCCCGGCUGCACACUUCCUCUUACCAUUCGAGUCUACUGUUUAUUUGGUUUCUCGUCAUCUUUGUGGUCACUUGUUGAGCUUAUAUCUGCUAAGUGGCACCUUUUAUGUUUUAUGUAAGCAUAAUUUCCGUUAAUUUUGUACAUUUCUGUCCAUAUGUCUUGACAUCUUCAUCUCAGUCACCCGUGUAUGUAUCUGACACACCAAGGUGUCAAUUAUAACCAAAGAUGACGGAGGGCUUACAGGAUGAACAGACGGCUGAAAGAGCAACAAGGACGUCCUUUCCCCAAAUGAACUACUCUUUCCACAGUCUCAAGUGCAUGGAGAUGUAAUUUUCUUAAGACACUAAGAUUGCAAGGAAUAACGAGAGCCGGAACGGAUGAGUGAAACAGGUGGUCACGAAGUUACUAAUGACCUGAGUGGACCUGUACAUGCACGUGUACAUGAUAUAUUGGAAAGUAUCAAGCUGCAGAAAGGACAAACGGACUCCGACUGCAACUUCUAGGACUAUGACUAUGUGAAACUAAAGAAGCACAAAUUUAUAUCUUUUUUUUUUUUUUUUGUUAUUUUGGUUCCUUUACUUGGUAUCCCGUCAGUCUGGGUUUGUUGUACACUUCUUGAUCUUUGGCUUUCUUUACCAGAAACCGUGUGUCACUGCUGCAUUGCCGUUCAGUUCGUUCGAUUCCCGAAAACGACACAAUGUGAACUUUGGACCAGAAGAGCAUCAGUUACCUCACCCUCAAUCUACAAGAACCAUAACGCACUUGGACAACUUAUGAGAACGAUCACUUUUAGCUUCAAUAAAACUGCCGGGAGAGUGUUGACUCACUGGGUCAGUCGUUCUCGUUCAGCAAUAGGACCAUACCUCUGACUGCAAUGAAUAUUAUUUGGGCACAUAGACUCCAACAGAUGGACGCCUCUGGACAGACAAACUCCACUCUUGGCUUUGAUGAUCAAGAAUGUCAUUUUGCAUAGUGUUAGAGAGAAAUCGCAUGUGCGUGCAAGCUCCUCAAGGGGUGCCAUUGACAAACUUCAGACAUAUUUUAUUUUGGAAGUUUUGAG